Molecule: messenger RNA, 2561 nt
Organism: Somion occarium
Lineage: Eukaryota; Fungi; Basidiomycota; Agaricomycetes; Polyporales; Cerrenaceae
Source: the annotation of a GenBank genome assembly
CCUGCUUGUGUCCUGUUCCACAAUGUACGCUCGAAGGCCAGCGGCCUCCAACUUAGGUUUCUUCUCGAAAUCAUUCUCUGUUAAUUCUACAUCCACCCCUCAGACAACCCAAACCACCACCAAUGUCGUUGUCAAGACGCGACUCGUACCAAAAUCCACAAAUACCGGUGCGGUAAAGGUUGUGGCAAGAGACGCCACUCCCGCAGCUGCCUCCUCCUCCUCUCGUGCCCCUUCGGCAACACCUUCAGAGACGAGCAAGAAACGAAAACCUGUUGCUGACCCUUUCUCUGAGAUUCUGAGGGUUAAGAAACCUCGUUUGUCUCGCUCGCCAGCCCAGUCUCGUGCAGCCAGUGCGCGCCCCUCGGAAGAGCCUUCUACCCGCGCUUCAUCCGUCGCUCCGUCAAGGCAGGACUCUCCUUUAACGCGUCGUCAAGCACCAUGGAUAGAUGAAGAUGGUCAACCGGGAUCGGAGAUGCUCAGCUGCGAGAUCACUGUGCGAAACAUAAUGAAGGGUUACAAAGCUUUCUUCAAGAAUCCUUCCGAUGCAGCAGACACCUCAUUCGAGCCGCAUAUUACCAACUAUCCAGUAACUGAGCUCGAAUACCCAAAUACUUCCGCUUCUGAACGAUUCAUCUUGCUUGAACCUAAAGAUAAGGAUCAUUACAAUCCUAUCUUUUGCUUACAAAAGACAAUUCAUACCAUCGUCGAACACUACCUGACACCUGUGCAACAAUCCCUCUUUGGAUCGGUCCCUGACAAGUCGCUAUCACACAUUUGGGAUGACGCGGAACGCGACUCUUCGCCUGACUCUGACUCUACUCAAACUCCUGACGAGUCGGAGUCAUCCAUUCUGCUAGCCUCCAUGUGCUCAUCUUCAUCGCUGCUAGAGACUUUCUUACGUCCCGCUUCCGCCUCCCCUGCCCAGCAGACCUUCAACUUUCCUCGUCGUCUCCAAAGCGCUAUCAACAGACGCAAUGGUCCUCAGUUCCUUCAAGUCAUGGAGGGUAUUAACGCGUUCUUGCGAUUCUUGAAAUACCCGCACUUGCCUUCUGACUUAUUCGACCAUACCCCGCCUAAUGGUCUCAUGUCUACCAUAAAGGCAAAGUCAGCAGUGCCGCAUGACAUUAUUAUGCGAAUCAUUGACGAGACAUACCAACGGGCUGUAGGUCCGCACGUCGAUUCGUUGAAAAAAUACGAGGCUUUUACGGCUGGCACAUACGGCGAGCUCAUGCCCUCGUUUAUCUCGCGGUUGAUCAAAGAGACGCGUCUCACGGAGGAUUCGCUGUUUCUGGAUCUCGGAUCUGGUGUUGGCAACGUUGUACUUCAAGCGAGCCUGGAAACAGGCUGCAGAAGUUUCGGAGUUGAACUCUUGGACGCCCCAGCCGGCAUUGCCCAAAGUCAGCUGGAACAGCUGAAGAUUCGUUGUCGAAUGUGGGGUGUGAAGUUGGGUGAAGUUGAACUGGAGCACGGCGAUAUGUUGGCCAGCAAGAAGUUAGACUCAUUGUUGAGUAAGGCCGACGUGUUGCUUGUUAACAACAAGGUAUUCGACGAGCCUUUGAACGAAGCUAUCAAGGGCAAGCUUCUGGACCUUAAGGAAGGUGCCAUCGUCAUCUCUCUUCGACACUUCUCUCCACCAAAAUCGUCCUUCACCGGACGAAAUGUUGACGACAUUAGUAGCAUCUUCCAAGUGUCCGAGCGCAAGUUUCCUUCAGGAAGCGUUUCAUGGACAGGAAGUAGCGAUCAUUACUACAUCCACAAGGUCGAUCGCGCUGCCUACGCUCUCAACAGAAACCGAUAUGAGAGUUCAAGAGCGACUUCUGUACGAAGCACUCGUUCAAGGAGAUAACGUUAUGCCCUACAUCCCGGUGGUGUAUGGCUUAUUGCAUGACACUGUAUGCUAUUGACUUCUUGGUUUAUCGGCCCGUCUUGCAAUCGAACUCACUAACCGCAAUAUUACUUACCCCUAAUCCUCUCCAUUUCUUUCUCAAUCCUUCUUGCUCUCAUAGUUGUGUCUCAUCCGCUAUCUUAUUGCUAUUUGCUGUGUGUAGCAAUAUGGACCAUCGUCCUUGCACAAACUCUUCUUGGACAGUGACCUGCAUUCUGCUAUUUAUUAACCACAGGGCAGACACUUGUUGUAGAUAUUUGUGUUGAACGGAAUAUAUAUUCCAGGACCGAGGACUGGUCGGUCGAAAAUCACACCACAUACAUACAUCCAGACAUUCUACCUAUAAUCAAAUCGCACUUCCCCUCGCCACCUCUGUUGUGACACCAACCCUAGCAGCAACGCCGGUGCCCGCACAUGAAGAACCAAUCGUCGGGUUAACAAGCGGGUGAAUGCCGUUAGGGAAACACGAGGGUAGAUUGGUAUUAGUAACAAUAUGGGUGACGCAGAUCGGCUUAUUGAACUUGGUCUGUACGACAAACGAAGCAGUUGAUCUCGCGUUGAAAUUGUUUCGCUUGUUAAAGAGGAUGGUCAUCUUGCAAAUAUCGGUGAUAUCAGCUGGAGUGUAACCACCACCCGCAGUGUUGUCCCAGACGGUCUUUGGUUGCGGCUUAUCCAG